This is a messenger RNA of Haplochromis burtoni (Burton's mouthbrooder), 757 nucleotides long. Its product is annotated as anosmin-1-like. Gene Ontology annotation, cellular component: extracellular region; cell surface. The record is from RefSeq and is a predicted model, not a curated record. The transcript is spliced from 5 exons. Gene Ontology annotation, molecular function: protein binding; peptidase inhibitor activity. NCBI's taxonomy places the organism in Eukaryota, Metazoa, Chordata, Actinopteri, Cichliformes, Cichlidae. The annotation marks the transcript as partial. Gene Ontology annotation, biological process: neuron differentiation.
UGCCUUCAGCCAUGCAAAGAACUGUGGGAAACCAGGAAGGUGGCAUCUCCAAAGUCUUGCGAGCAGACAGAGUGUGUGACAAGCAGGGAGUUUCUGGCCUCGUUAAGGUCGUCUCGUCAGGGAGACUGCCCUCCGCCUCAGCGAGCCACAGGAUUUGCCGCGGCCUGCGUGGAGAGCUGCUCGUCAGACCAGCACUGCCCCUCCCCCAGGAAGUGCUGCUCCAAUAGCUGUGGACAUACUUGCCAAGCCCCAGCCAAUCUGUACAAAGGUGUCCCUCUGAAGCCUCGAAGAGACAUUAGCUUUUUGGAGGACUCGGAGGGUCGUGUGAAGGUGAUGUGGGUGUCGAAGUUCAAUGUCAGCGUGGAGCCCGUCGUUUACAUACUCCAGUCCCGCUGGAACAUCGGCAUUCACCCCAGUGAAGACCACGCCUCUCCAUGGGCUACUGUAGCCAUGACACUCUCUGAAGAUGCGAUUCUGUCAGAUCUGAGACCUCAGCGUUGGUACCAGUUUAGAGUGGCAGCCAUCAACAGCCACGGCAGCAGAGGUUUCACCACACCCAGCAAACACUACAUCUCCAGUAAAGACCCUUCGCCCCCAGAACCGCCCACGAAUGUCAGAGUGAGCAACCAGACACUGAAUAGGACACAAUCAGCGUCCCAGUUCACAGAAAGGUAUCUAAAAAGCUAUGUCAGUGAAGGAUUAUCAGAUGCAUCAUUUUAUAUAUAAUCUUUAAAAUACAUCUAUUUACCACUGCAGC